This is a messenger RNA of Saccharomycodes ludwigii, 618 nucleotides long. RefSeq names its product Cue1p (gene CUE1). The transcript has a single exon. The record is from RefSeq and is a predicted model, not a curated record. Gene Ontology annotation, molecular function: ubiquitin binding. The coding region runs from base 1 to 618 and encodes 205 amino acids. NCBI's taxonomy places the organism in Eukaryota, Fungi, Ascomycota, Saccharomycetes, Saccharomycodales, Saccharomycodaceae.
AUGGAUCAAUCAACUACUAUAUUUGUCAUUUGUAUUAUAAUAGGAUUUUUUAUGAUAAAAUGGUUUUUUAAAGGAGAAGCUCAUCCUUCCUUAUCGUCUACACAAUCCGCAAGAACUACUAAUUUUGCCUCCAAUGGAACAACUUCCGGUAACACUGGUUCCUCUACAAACAAUAACAAUGUGCGUAAUAGAAGAAGACCUAGACGUGUUGUUACUCAGGAUAUGAUCGAGGUGGUACAAAGUUUGGCUCCAUAUUUAACUGUGGAUCAAAUUCAAUACGAUUUAGAAAAGACUGGUAGUGUAGAAGCCACCGUUGAUAAUGUUCUAAGAGAUGGUAGCUUGCCAUUUCCACCAGGAUAUCAAGCACCAGCGCCAACUUCACCAACAUCUACUCAAAACAACAGUAACAAUGUCAACGUUAAUGGAUCGUCAACCAUAAUCGAUCCUAAAAAGAUUUCUAAUAUCAAGUCUGAUAAUUUAUUGACCAAAUAUAACGUUGAUCCAAAUGAAGAUUUAAGUUCUUGGAACUGCAAAGAGUUGUCCAUUGAAGAUAAAAAAAAAUAUAUGGUUUGGAAAGCUAGAAAAAAUUUAGAAAAAGAAUUAGGAUUAAUUCGUUAA